AUGGACCAAACCACCGCCAGCUGGGACUUUGCACCCGCCGUGCCCGACAACCCCGAUGAGUGGGAGGACUGGUUGCGCAUGGACUUCGCCGACGACCCCAUUUCGCCAAAUAGUUCAACAAAGACGAGCAAUAACUCGCCCAUGCAAGACAUCAGCUUCAAUGCCGACCAAUUUCCUCCUCUCAAUGUCGACGAGACGCUUGCGCCGCCACUGAUUGUUGGCGACGACGCCAACUUUGGUGACUUUUCCUUCGCCGACGCCGCUUUCGACUUUGGCCCAGCCCAGCCCAACACCAAGACCGACGACCUACCAUUUCUCUUUGGCACCGAGUCCAGCAAUCUGCAACCCAUCGUAGACGACUUGCACACUGGUUCAAAAGAGGCUUCAUCCUCAUCCUCAUCCUCGUCCCUAUGGCCAUCCAUCGGCCAGAACAUCAACGUACCACAGCAGAGCGAACUGCUCGCCCCUAUAAUCCUCGGUAGCAACGACUAUCCCGCCUCUGCACCAGCAUCCGUCUCGAGCACAAGUCAACACCGCGGUAGUCCUGCCUCCACAUCACAUGCCCGCACGAGCGUAUCGUCGAUAUCACCUGCACCAGAGCAAGCGGAACAANCCUGUCAAAAGAAGGGUGGAAGGAAGCGAAAGGUGUCGAACAGCGAUGAGGAACAACAGAGUCCAGAAGAUGGAGGACCUCCGAUCAAGAAGACGUCGCACAAUGUCAUCGAGAAGCGAUACCGCAACAACUUGAAUGACAAGAUUGCCGAACUUCGUGACAGCGUGCCCAGUCUCAGGGCCAUGUCGCGACCCAAUGGCAACGACGAUUCCGAGGAUCUCGAGGGCCUGACACCGGCGCAUAAGUUGAACAAGGCCACAGUCCUGGCCAAGGCUACCGAAUACAUCAAACACUUGGAAAAGAGAGCAAAGACACAGGCAGACGAGCUAACUCAACUCAAGACUCGCAUGGCAAACAUGGAGAAGGUCAUGGCAAGGUCCGCUACUGCCAACCAGCAUGCUGGUAUCCUCACACCCGCCAUUGCUCGCUCAAGGCAGGGCUCGAUUGCCUCUCAAGCACCGAGACGUAUCCAGCAAGACCAAUACAUGCAACAACAUUCCCAACCCACCUACGAACCUCAAGAAACCCUUGUCGAGCCUGGACAGAACAACCUCGUCAACGCUCAGGGUGCAGGCAAUGGCUUCGUCGGCAAACUCAUGGUCGGCUCGUUGGCUGCUCUCAUGGUUAUGGAAGGCUUCCACGAGCAAGAACAAGAUUCUCACUCCACAUCCGGAAGAGGUCUGUUCGCUGCCCCUGUGCACCUGCUCACGCGUGGCCAAUUCCUCAGAUCUCCAUCACAUGCUGCCUAUGGCUCGUCAGCCCAGGCUGCGCUUCCUCUACUCAAGACCUUCUUGGUCUUUGGUGCCUUCCUCUAUAUUCUCCUUCCUCUGCUUCGCUUCAAGCCACAACCAAAGCAGAAACACUCGAUUCGUAUCUGCCUCACCGCCGCCCCUUCUCUUGCUUCCCCGGUCGAGGUCCGCCGCAAGGCUUGGCUUACCGCUGUUCAAAGUGUUUGGAUGCCACGUCACUUCUUGCUUGAAGUUGUUUCUGUGACAUGCAAGAUGAUCAUGCUUAGUCUGCGUCGUCUUGUCGGCUCUGAGUUUUACUCGCGCGUCUCUGGCAAGACUCCUGAUGACGAGGCUGCUCGUAUCAAAGCAUGGGAUAUUGCCAUCGAUGCUCAACUUGCUGGUGGUGAUGCCGAGGUCAGCUAUUACCGCUUACUGCUUACUCUCAUGGCCUCUGGUACUCUUCCAGACUCUCCCAUCCGUCUCAUGCAAAAGGCUGUCCACUUCCGUAUCUUCUUCUGGGAAGUCGCCAAUGCUGGUUAUGGCAACAUGUUCAUGUUCAGAGACUUCACUGCCAAGGUGGGCAGGAUCUACUGGGACUCUGCUCGUAAACAACAACACGCCCUUGCUGCCGGCGAGUACACUGAGAAGCAGAUUGCCGAUGACAAGAUCGAGAAGUUGCCUGACUACCUUGCCGAGCUGAUCGAGCUCGACUGUGACGAUGUUCUGACCGACGAGAUGAUUCAACGUGCUUACAACCUCGCAUGGAACAGACCCAGUGCUGAAAAGACCAUCCCCAACCAGACCAUGAACAGUGUGGUGGAAGACCACGCUAUUCGAUCCCCUCUUGACGCUGUUGCUGCUUGGUUUGCCAACAUGACCGUCGACGCUGCACUUACUCGUGCUCUCGAUAGCGAUACCAAGACUGCGACCGAUGUACAAUAUCUUAUCGACUUGGCCAACAAGACUGCUCCUCCUGCGUCGGCGACUCAGACCCGCGCUCAUGUGGCAAAGGCUGUCCUUCUUGACAGCGGCCGUGCAGCACACAUCAUUGCCGCUCUGGAUACUCUACCAACGGUCACAUCUAAUGACGGCCUGGAUAUGCCCUCAAAUAUGAUCACCCAUACACCCAUCUCCCCAGACACGCACAGCGCUCUUACCCUUGCGAAGAUCCUCUCCAUCGUCUCACCUACCAAUCCUACCCCUGCGCGUGUGCAUGCCGCCUCUGUACUGUCUUCAAUGCACCUCAUGCCCAACAGAAUUACACUGCUUACCGCUGUCGCUGCUUACAAGGUUCUGUCAGCCUUCUCAUCUGAUGCCCUACUUUUCAACAGUGGCAAGCUCGGCUUAGAUGAUAUGGCUGGCAACCUCAGAGUAUGGAUUGGUACUCGUGCUGCUAAGACUGCAGGUUUGACCAGAGAGCAGAAAGCUACGAUCGUCGAGUCUUGUCUCGGUGUCAGCAAGCGCGUUGGCGGUUGGAAAGAUGAAGAAGAGAAAGACAGCGGGUAUGGCAGCCUAGAGGAUGGUGAAAGGGAAGCUGCCGUCAAGGUGUAG
Messenger RNA from Aureobasidium vineae, 2892 nucleotides. The record is from the annotation of a GenBank genome assembly. NCBI's taxonomy places the organism in Eukaryota, Fungi, Ascomycota, Dothideomycetes, Dothideales, Saccotheciaceae.